This is a messenger RNA of Daldinia childiae, 1134 nucleotides long. RefSeq lists its product as uncharacterized. Lineage: Eukaryota; Fungi; Ascomycota; Sordariomycetes; Xylariales; Hypoxylaceae. The transcript has 5 exons. The record is from RefSeq and is a predicted model, not a curated record. The coding region runs from base 1 to 1134 and encodes 377 amino acids.
AUGACUACGCACAAUGUAGUGCCAAGACUCGAAGAUUCUCAAGUCUACAGCUACCAGCCGUAUGACGAGGAAGAGGAGUGGGCACUUGAUGACGCUCAAGAGAGGCUACGCGCGCAUUAUAGUAGUAAUAUCGGCCAGCAGCAAUACCAUGACCUCGGCACGCUGGGAAUCGGGAAUCCUGGAUCCUCUCUUCCAGCUACGCCGGUUUCUCUUCCUUAUCCAAUUAUCAUCCCCCAACGGCGGCCCGGACAACGUGCCCGCGGGUUCAUCAGAGCCUACGCGCCCGAUUUAAUGGGAUGUGGCAUUGACCAGCCUACAUUUAUGAGGUUUCUUGACGAACUUGAUAAGGCAACGGCGUCUUCUCCGUUAGUAGGCGCUAUCAACCUUGCUUCAAACAUGGCCGGUUUUAUUCCAUCCGCCAUAGGAUCUACGGUUGGACUAGCUGUCCAGAUAACAGCCGGAGUAUACCAGGAGAUGCGGAGUCGUAAGAACUUACCGUAUGGUUAUAGCCAAAACGCAUUUCUCUUAAAGAUGAAUGACGAGCUUUUCCGACCGCGCGGCCUGUACUGCUUCAUCAUGGCAUACAGCCCGGAAUCCAAUAACACUCUAAUACAGCAAGAUCUCAAUGCCGGAACUAGUAACCGGGAAAAUUCUCACAGUGAGUUUCGAAGUAAUGAUGGGAUAACGGGUCCGAUUGAGUUCCCGGCCUCCGCAGAAUUGGUCUUCCCUGAUUUGGAGGACACCUCUAGCGACGAGGAAGGGGAUGAAAGCGGUACGAAGAGCGGGUUUUCAAAUUCGUUUGAUGGUUUCAACGAGCGCAAAGAUCUUAAGGCUCAAAGAAAAUAUCUGAGAAAGAACCCCACCAGUGCCCUCAAUCCUCUGAUGGAUCCAAAGGUUGAACUUACGCCAAAAGACCAUAAGAAACAGCAGCGUAGGCUCGAGAAAGACGAGCGCAAGCGCGAGAAGCACGAACGAAAGCGAGAAAAACGGGCGCGUAAGCACCCCGAAAGAGCCGAGAAGGGACCACGCAAGCGAUUGCUACGAAAGGAUAUCUUAUAUAUGAUGAUAAUCAAUAUGCCAUCUAUUCAGGAGAUGGAGGAUGCGACUAGGCUGGCUGAGAACCCACCUAGAUAG